GUGACUCGGGGUGGGAUCUGAGCUCGGGAUUCGACUUUUAUCUGGGAAUACACUUGAGGAAGAUGGGUGAAGAGCGAAGACCAGAACGAAGACCAGAGCAAAGAAAGACAACUUUUGGCUAUUGUAGUUACUGUUCUGCUGCCAGGAAAGAACUGUUGGAGGUUGGACCAGGCAUGAAAAAUGGCAAGAUCUAGAGAAUCAGAGAACACCAAGACGUUGUCAAAAGAACUUCUUCUUACCUCAUUCACCGGCGCCAUCAAAGGAGGCCUUAUAGGCCUUACAGGCUCAGUGAUGCUCAGAUACAUGUGGCCAACCUGGAAAAAUCUCAGAAUACCCAUCAAGUGUUUUUGGCAUGUUAGCUGGGUGUCAAUGGGUGCAGUGUUUUGGGCUGAUAGGCAUCUAGUUGUCUUUAGUGAUAGAAUGCUUUUGGAGCAACAGGAAAAAAAGAGAAAGUUGCUAAAUGACGCUGCUGAGAAUGGUAUUUUUAUCGAUUACAACGAUAAAACUGUAUUAACUGUUUCGCAAUUGGAGCUGAUCAAGCUAGUCGAAAAUCUCGAAAAAUAAUUCAUAUUUCCAUAUGACGUAUCUUCAACAAAUUCAUAUUCCUCAUCAAUCCAUAUAGCCCUAAAUAGAUACUAAAUAGAUUACUCAUAAGUUCUUUGUAGGUUUUUCGUAGAUUCUAAAUGUAUAAUUCUAAAUGUAUAUUCCAAUAAACACUCGUCUCAAAUUGUUGAUUGAUCGGAUUUACCC
This is a messenger RNA of Ascoidea rubescens DSM 1968, 750 nucleotides long. RefSeq names its product Rcf3p (gene RCF3). Bases 181 to 564 code for a protein of 127 amino acids. The transcript has a single exon. Lineage: Eukaryota; Fungi; Ascomycota; Saccharomycetes; Ascoideales; Ascoideaceae. The record is from RefSeq and is a predicted model, not a curated record.